AUGGCAGCUUUCUCCCACUACUUGACCCGGUCAGCCAACUUUUCAGCCCUCAAGUCUUUGCCCUUGGUGAACCCAGUGACCGCAUGGGAGACGGUCAACGAUACUCACAGAAGGUUCAGCAAGACUCCAGGUAGUGCGUUCUGCCUUGUGUGGACCAUCGUAAACGUUGUGUUUUGUCUCAUUCCCUUGGCCUUGAUGGCAGUACUGGUGAAGGUGUCGCAAUUGCACUUCGUCACAAAUGGCACACCGUGGACACUCCAGGACUACUGGACAUUUGUGUUCUUCAUCAAUGCCAUGGCAGGGCUCCGAGGAGACAUUGAGACAGAGCGGUUGAAGCUUCUCUUCGAUGGGCAGCAGGAACAUUAUAAUUUUAAGGCCAAGGUGGCGGAGCGUUUGGUUUACCAUUGUGACUAUGGCUUCUGGACAGGGUUUGUGCUGUUUGUCACCAUGUCUUCGGCGGAGUUUGCACAGAUGCGCGGCGAAGAGGACUUUAAAGAAGUCAGCCUCAAGAAGGCUGGACUUUUAAAGCAGUUGGAGCAAACCCAGAUCUUCUCAGCGCCCUUUGGCUUUGCAUGGCCGAGUUCUGUGCGUGGGGAUGAUGAAUUGCGCGUUUCAGACGAUGGGACCCUGCGAGAAUGGUCCAGUAGCGGCGAGCUACUGCGGAGCUUCAACACCGCGGAGGGCGCUCAAUGCUUGAUGCGGCUUUGGUCACGGUCCUCAGGAGAAAUCUUCAAGGAUGUCAAGGUCGCCACCAGAUAUGUCAAGUCUCUACUGCUUUGUGGUGAGUAUGUCUUUACAGGCGACUAUGGCAACUUGGUUCAGCAGUGGCACUUGGCCACUGGAGAGUUGAAGGCUCAGUUUAGAGGCCACAAAGCUGGGGUCAUUUGCUUAGCUUUACAAGGAGAUCACCUGGUGGCCGGUGGUGGCGAUGGCCGAGUCUUGCUCUUCGACCGUUCCAAGGCGACGCCGAACGAGGAGGGCCUGGCGGUCUCGGAGGCGGCCCGUCCGAGAUCGGAGGCCCAAGGCUUUGUUUGCAGCCUGGAGAUCUGUGAGGACCGACUCCUAGUCCCAGACCGCGACGAGGACAAGGUUGCCAGCAUCCGACUCUUCUCCAACACGGGCGAGUUGGUGCCCGACAACAUCCGCGAUGUGAGGACCUACAAGUGCUCCAAGCCUGUGGUGCAAGCCACAACUGCUGGGAAAGACAUUGUCCUAGCUCUUUGUCGCGACUUCACAGUGAAGAAGUUUGCAGCUGGUUCACGGCAGCUGUUGAUGAGCAUCAAAGACGCCAAAACCCCGUAUGUCUUUAAAGUUGAAGGCGACAGGCUCUAUGUGGGCUAUUUGAACCAUGGCAACUUGGUGAGAUUGCUGCCUUCUCACUUCAAGAUGGAAAACGGCAAGCCGCCAAAGGCUUCCUUGGACACAGAGGUAGAUGAAAAGAAGGUCUCCAUGCGGCUUGCUGGUGCGGGUCCUGUCCAGCGAUUCCUGAGUCGUGAUCAAGGAAAGCAUGUGUUCCCACUGUCCUGCGCUUGUCGCAGUGGGCGGUUCAUGAUGGAUCCAGCACUGCUGGAACGCGCGGCAGAGUUGGGCAAUGCUGAGGCACAGUAUGCCCUUGGUGCUGCCCUGCUCACGGGCCACGGAAGGCCAAAGGACCUCUCUCGUGCUGUGGAGCUCUGCCGCCUCGCAGCCAAGCAAAACCAUGCGGCGGCCCAGUGCAACUUGGGCGUCCUCUACGCCCAGGGGCUUGGUGUCGAACAAGACUACGAGAGGGCCAGGAGCUUCUAUGAAGCUUCUGCAAACCAGGGCGAUCCCAAUGGUUGUUUCAACUUAGCUUUGCUCUAUGCAGAAGGCGUUGCCUGCGACAAAGACUUCGCCAAGGCCGCCUCCUUGGCGCGCUCAGCACGAGAUUUGGGGCACCCCGAGGCCGCGGCGUUCCUCGAGACGUUACCGGGACAAGACGAGUAUGUACUGGCUCAGCUACGAGACUUGCGAGCUCGGAGUCGGAAGCUUCUGGAGGAGCUGCAAAUGGAUCAGCCGGUGAGGUCCAAAGACCUGUCCGCCUGGGCGAAGCAACUGGAGGACAUGGACGAUGCGGAGAACCUGGUGCCGCGCAAGGACUGCCUGCGGCCCUGCGGGGCCCUGGGGCCUUCAUGGGCCUUCCCUGGUGCUGGGGUCGGUGGGGUUGGUGCGGUCCAAGUGGUAAGGGUCAAGAGGGGCUCUCGACUUCAUCUAAGAUAUCUAAGGCUCUCGGAGCUAGGGAUUCUUCCUGUGACUUGUUCGACUUGUUCUGCACCCGUGAUGGGGCGGUGCUGAUGGGCACCAGUUCGGAGGCGUAAGGACGUUUCGUGACCUGACUGGAGAUGUUUUGCUCUGGCGUUGGGUCUGUGUUUUCCCACCGUUUGGUCGAAGUGCCAUUCUUUCUCCUGCUCGAUGCUUUCCCUUUUUUCUUGGCCCCUUUCAGAGGACUCAGGGAAAGUAUGAGAAAGUAAAUGAAUCACAAUCAUCAUGAAUUCUACGCUUUCCUGAACCAAUCAUGGAAGUGGACAACAACCUCUUUGUAUUGGCCGAGAAUUCUGC
Durusdinium trenchii is the source of this 2577-nucleotide messenger RNA. NCBI's taxonomy places the organism in Eukaryota, Dinophyceae, Suessiales, Symbiodiniaceae. The record is from the annotation of a GenBank genome assembly.